Messenger RNA from Labrus mixtus (cuckoo wrasse), 1460 nucleotides. RefSeq names its product alkB homolog 2, alpha-ketoglutarate dependent dioxygenase (gene alkbh2). The coding region runs from base 167 to 955 and encodes 262 amino acids. Gene Ontology annotation, biological process: DNA repair. NCBI's taxonomy places the organism in Eukaryota, Metazoa, Chordata, Actinopteri, Labriformes, Labridae. The record is from RefSeq and is a predicted model, not a curated record. The transcript has 4 exons.
ACAAAUGAGCAACACUUUUAGCAACAGUUAAGAACAACGCGGUGCUUGUGAAUGCAGCUUCAUUUACGUUCAGCGCAUAUCAAACUACAAAACCUCAUUCGCUUCAAAAACUACAAAUAAAAUGUGACAUCAGAGCUCCUCAGAGUGACACGGACAGCAGACUGCUAUGGAGAAGUUUGUGGCUCGGGGAAAGAAAAAGGGAUCGGACAGCAGCGACGCAAGAAUUCAGAGGAAGAAGAUUAAACUGGAGAGUGGUGAUGAGCAGCAGCAGCAGGAGGAGGGGGACGAUGAAGACGAACAUUCAGCUUUAGCAGAGUUUUCUCAUCCGGUUCCCUGGCAGAAAGUCGAAGCAGAGGGACUGGACUGUGAUUACGCUCAGCUGUUCUCUAAGGAGGAGGCCGACCAGCUUUUUAAACGUCUGGAGGAGGAGGUAGUGUACUCAACAGGGGAAGAAGCAAAGGUGCAGGUAUUUGGAAAGGUGUACAAUAUACCGAGGAAGCAGGCCACGUAUGGAGAUGAAGGUCUAACUUACACUUACUCUGGAGUGACUCGUUCAGCAUGUUCAUGGACUCCAACCUUGGAAUACAUUCGAGAUGCUGUGACAAAAACAACGGGACAAACAUUCAACUUUGUUCUAGUAAACAGGUACAAAGAUGGCCAGGAUCACAUGGGGGAGCAUCGUGAUGAUGAGAAGGAGCUGGACCCCCUCUGCCCCAUUGCCUCGGUCUCUCUGGGAGCAGCUCGAGACUUCAUCUUCAGACACAGAGAUGCUCGGGGGAAACGGGGCCGCCGACAGAUCGAACCUGUGAAGCUGGAGCUCGCUCAUGGAAGUCUGCUCCUCAUGAACUCGCCCACCAACACCUUCUGGUACCACAGCCUCCCCGCUCGCAAGAAGAUCAUCCUACCUCGCAUCAACCUCACCUUUAGACGCAUCCUACCAGACAGAAAGAGAUGACCAAGAAGAAGAGGGCUAGUGGCCAAGGAGUCAUUGACUAAGAUUCACUGAUUCAUUUGUAAAUUCACUCAUUUACAAAUUAAAAAAAAGUGUGUUUUAAAGAAGGUUGUUACCAUAUCAGAUUUUAAAACCUUGAUACAAUACCAGUUAAAUCAAAUGAUAUCAAGACCUGUUUCAAUACCACGGCAACAAAAAUAGAAGUCCUGGGCACUUGGUAUUGGUUCAUUUCUUGUUUUCAAUGAUCAAACAUUGCAGGCCAUCUUCUGCAGACUGUCUUAAUUGCACAAAUACAUUGGCAACAUUUCGGUACCAAAACGUUGCCAAUGUAUUUGUGCAAUUUAGAUAGUGUGCAGGAGUUCGCCUGAAAUAUUUGAUGCAUUCAUUUCUGUCGUAAGCACCUGACUAAGAAAAAUAGAUGUAGGUUACUUUGUUUUAAAAGCUUUAGCCCUUGGUUGGCCUAGUGGUUGGUUCAGGCGUCCCAUUUGUGGAGGCAUCGGUCCUCAGA